Molecule: messenger RNA, 701 nt
Organism: Ochotona princeps (American pika)
Lineage: Eukaryota; Metazoa; Chordata; Mammalia; Lagomorpha; Ochotonidae
Gene: C2H1orf210
Product: chromosome 2 C1orf210 homolog
Exons: 3
Coding region: 233-574 (113 amino acids)
Source: RefSeq, a predicted model, not a curated record
ACCUGCAGGGAGUAGCUGCCUGAAGAAUGCGUUCUCUCGUAGGUGCUUCCCCUACUCGGCUACUCCACCCCCAGGACUCCUCUGAGUCAGGUGUUGCACCUGCACUUCCUCCCAGGCUGCACCCCUCCGCCAGGAAUUGUCCUCUGGGUCUGCCUGGCCUACUGGGAGGUCUCCUUGGAACCAGGGAUCUUUCUGGCAGAGGCCAAGGUUACUGGUAUCCUCAAGCCUUUCCAUGAAUGAGGCAAACCAAACUCAGGUGGGGCCCUCAGAGUUCCCCACAGUGACAGCCACAGCCCCUGGCCCGGGCUCUGGAGGCCGGGCAUGGCCUGUGCUGGUCGGAGUUCUGCUAGGUGCUGUGGUUAUCUCUGUCCUCAUUGCACUUGCUGCCAAAUGCCACCUCUGCCGCCGCUACCGUGCCAGCUACCAGCACCACCCACUGCCCGAGACAAGGAGAGACCACCACCUGGAAGUGGGAGAAAUCGAGGAUGAUGAUGGCUUCAUUGAGGACAAUUACAUUCAGCCAGGGGCUGGCGAGCUGGGGACAGAGGGCAGCAGGGACCACUUCUCCCUCUGACCUCUGAAUUUCGGACACUCUCUCUUCCUUCCGUGCCUGACCAUCUAAGGGUAGAGGAUACUGUGGAUGCCAUUGGGGCAGGAGCCUCAAGCCUCAGGAACAGAGGUGACCAGGGCUCAAAGGCAGG